Molecule: messenger RNA, 2404 nt
Organism: Camelus dromedarius (Arabian camel)
Lineage: Eukaryota; Metazoa; Chordata; Mammalia; Artiodactyla; Camelidae
Gene: DENND10
Product: DENN domain containing 10
Exons: 9
Coding region: 74-1147 (357 amino acids)
Biological process (GO): regulation of early endosome to late endosome transport; protein transport
Cellular component (GO): late endosome
Molecular function (GO): guanyl-nucleotide exchange factor activity; small GTPase binding
Source: RefSeq, a predicted model, not a curated record
UGGAGGAGGGACUGGGCCUGCGAGCUGGGAGCGCGGACCCGGGAGCAGCGCGCUGCGGUGGCGGCGGCGGAAGAUGGCUGCGGCUGAGGCUGCAGACACUCAGCUGAUGCUUGGAGUCGGGCUGAUCGAAAAGGACACAAAUGGAGAAGUUCUGUGGGUGUGGUGUUAUCCUUCCACGACAGCUACUUUAAGGAACCUCCUGCUGAGAAAGUGCUGCCUUACAGAUGAAAAUAAACUUCUCCACCCCUUUGUCUUUGGUCAGUACAGAAGAACGUGGUUUUAUAUCACAACAGUUGAAGUUCCAGAUUCUUCCGUUUUGAAAAAGGUGACUCAUUUUUCUAUUGUUCUGACCGCCAAAGAUUUUAAUCCAGAGAAAUAUGCCGCCUUCACUAGGAUAUUGUGUAGAAUGUACCUGAAACACGGGAGCCCUGUUAAGAUGAUGGAGAGUUACAUCGCGGUUCUCACGAAGGGCAUAUGCCACAGUGAAGAAAAUGGCUCUUUUCUCAGCAAGGACUUUGAUGCCCGAAAGGCAUACCUUGCAGGCUCCAUCAAAGACAUCGUAUCUCAGUUUGGAAUGGAAACCGUUAUCUUACACACAGCACUGAUGCUAAAGAAAAGAAUUGUUGUCUAUCACCCCAAAAUAGAAGCUGUCCAGGAGUUUACCAGGACUCUGCCUGCCCUGGUGUGGCAUCGACAGGACUGGACCAUACUUCACUCCUACGUGCACCUUGAUGCUGAUGAGCUGGAGGCCCUCCAGAUGUGCCCAGGUUACGUCGCUGGAUUCGUAGACUUGGAGGUGAGCAACAGAUCAGACCUGUAUGAUGUGUUUGUGAACCUGGCAGAUAGUGAGAUUACCAUUGCUCCACCUGCAAAAGAGGCCAUGACAAUGGGAAAACUGCAUAAAGAAAUUGGUCAGUUAAUUGUCCAGUCAGCAGAAGAUCCAGAGAAAUCAGACAGCCAAGUUAUACAGGAUAUUUCCCUAAAAACAAAAGAAAUCUUCACCAACCUGGCUCCGUUUUCAGAAGUUUCGGGUGAUGGAGAAAAGCGAGUGCUCAAUUAUGAGGCACUAAAGCAGAGACGACUUCCGCCAGCAACAGAAAACUUCCUCUACCAUCUAGCAGCAGCGGAACAAAUGCUGAAAAUCUGACCACGGGGCAGAAUGUGUCACUGAUGACAGAUCUAAAGCCCUGGCACCGUGACUAUCCAUCACCUAUGUAAAAUACUGGAAAUAGCAAAGAAAACGUUCUAUUUUUAAUGAUUUAUUUGAAAGCAUUGCAGUUUGACCUGAAAAAGCACUGAAACACAUAUGAAAACACUUCUGAAUUCCUCCUAUCUGAUUAAUUUCAUGCCUCCUCUCAAUGUUUACAAAGUGCUGUAACCACCAUAUGUAACAUUAUACAACUGCCCGAUGUCCUGGAGUAAGCGCGAAAUAGCUCUGUCGAGUUCUCAUGCAAAUGACAGCAACUCCGAAGGCCUUCGUUACUCUAAGUUCCAGUUUGUCUCACUGUGUAGCCACCAACGAAUGGUUUAUUUUCAGAAAGCUGCCUGAAAUUUUGCUUUGUAUUCUUCUAGGAAGAACUUUAAUUCCUUGUGAGGAACUCUACUUUCUGAGCCAAACUACUAAGUUUUCUGCAGAACCGUCUAGAAGAUCAUUCAGAAGACCCUGCAGUUGCACUUUCCUAUAAAAGAAAAUUCUUUUCUUAGCCUUUGAACAUGUUGCCUAUAUUAUAAGGGUUUUGCAUAGAUUUUAUACCUGGGUAGACAACUUUAAUAAUCCAUAUUUAUACUGUCGCAGAGGUAAGCAGUUGGCAAACUUCGGCCAUUAGUUCUCUUUAAUUAACCCUGUUGCUAGCAAUAUUCUUUUGAAAAAGAUGCCAGCCCUUAUGUGAUAGAAUAAAAUAAGAAGCCCAUUUUGAACGUAAAUGUCUGCAUUGAAGCAGCAACUUUAUAUAAUUGGUGAGGGAAUGUGAGAAUUCACUUCUUGUGAGGGCCAAAACCAGAGAAUGUUUUCAAACAACUUUAGUAAAAAUAAUUUGGCCACAUAUAAAGGCAAUUGUUUUUGUUCAGUUAGGUACCUUUUUCAUAAUUAGAGACCUAAAAAUUGCAAAAUAAGCAUGGGGGUCUAAAUUGUUUUUGUUAUUAUAUACAUUCAUAUUAAUUAUGAAAGGGGAUUUUUCACUCUUUUUUACUCAGUACUGCUGUCCUUAGAAAUCUUACCCAGAAAAAAUGUCUGUAAAAAUACUUGCCUUUCUUGGAUCUUUCAUUUAUUCUUGGUGUCAGACAUUUGUUAAGGAAAAAAUUUUUAACAUACUCCCCUUGGGUGGGUGCAGGGGAGGAUUUGAAAUGAGAUGAUGUUUACUGAGACAAACAAUUGAAAAUUAAAUCUGCACUUUAUGAAAAUUAA